AUGCCGCAGUCCUUGAACAACCCACAUGGCGGCGAUGAAAGUGGAUCUACCAAGACCAGGCUCAAGAGCAUUGAUUUCUCUGGUAUUACGAUCUUUGUCGUGGCGGUUUUGUCCUUCCUGUUUGCGAUUCAUAAUUUUAAUUUUGGAGAAGCUCAACAAUCCCAGCUCUUCUAUGUCUCCUCGGCUACAUUCAUCAUUUCGCUCGCGCUUCUCUUUCUGGUGGAGCUUUUGUGGGCUACGAAUCCACUGAUACCCUUGGAUCUGAUGUUGACAUCAUUUGGUGCAUAUUGCUUGUCGCAGCAGUUGAUCAAUAUGGGUCGCAGUGCCUUUAUCCCGACGACUACACCAUACUUCAUUCGCGUUUUCAACGUGAGCGACUUCACUGCUUCAAUGGUGAAUAUGUUAAUUAUGGCCGGCGUGCCUACUGGCGGUUACUUUGCAGGAUAUUUGAUCAGGAGGAGAAAGAUCGGUGUUAUAACGGCUUGCUUUAUGGGCUUGAUCUACUUGCUGAUAUUCCUUCGGUGGCGUGCCCCCUGCCUUCCGUGGGAGACCGUCUACCUCAUUCCAUUUGGUUUCACUAUGGGCAUUUUGUUUUCCACACAGUUUGUUGGAAUGACUACCACAGUCAUCGAGGCACGAAUUGGACAGUGCAUCGGCACAUAUGCACUGUUUGGUCAACUUGGUGCUGUCAUCGGACCUUUGUUAGGUCUAAAAUUGGUCGACUUCAUUUUUCAGAGGAAACUAUACAGGGAAAUACCCUCAAGCUCCGAGAAACCCGCUCUUGUCCACAAAGUCCUGAAUGAUGCUCGGUUUGCUUUUAAACUUCCAGAGUCUACUCAGAAUAUCAUUCGCCAGAGCUAUCUCUCAUCAUUUCAGUUCAUGCCAAGUAGGUCCGCCCACAUCAUCCAUGACAUUUCCAAGGUUGAAGGCGUGUACUUUGUUCGGCUUGUGUAA
Molecule: messenger RNA, 954 nt
Organism: Penicillium longicatenatum
Lineage: Eukaryota; Fungi; Ascomycota; Eurotiomycetes; Eurotiales; Aspergillaceae
Product: major facilitator superfamily domain-containing protein
Exons: 5
Coding region: 1-954 (317 amino acids)
Biological process (GO): transmembrane transport; basic amino acid transport
Cellular component (GO): fungal-type vacuole membrane
Molecular function (GO): basic amino acid transmembrane transporter activity
Source: RefSeq, a predicted model, not a curated record